Fomitopsis serialis is the source of this 705-nucleotide messenger RNA. RefSeq lists its product as uncharacterized. The transcript has 2 exons. Lineage: Eukaryota; Fungi; Basidiomycota; Agaricomycetes; Polyporales; Fomitopsidaceae. Bases 1 to 705 code for a protein of 234 amino acids. The record is from RefSeq and is a predicted model, not a curated record.
AUGGGAGGAUGGGUCUUUGCGGGCGCAAUUGGCGACUUCUACCAGAACUGGGUGAUUGUCCCGCGUCUCUUGCAGCUGUACCGGCCCGAGGAUGCAGUCGCUCCGAAAACGGCUGUGGUGGAGGCCCUAUUCUUUAUCUCGGAUUUCAAAGACCCCAUCUCCAUCCCGCUCCUGUGCGAGAUAGACAAGACGUGUCUCCAGAUGCUGAUACCCUGCAUUAUGGAGCAGCCGCUGCUGGGCCAGAUCUUCCCAGGUCUGAGCCCAUGGAGGCCGUUGCCCCAAAAGGGCCUUGGGGACUCGGGAUUCGAUUUCUACAACUACGAGAAGCAAACAUUCAUUCCCACCACCAUGCUUCCAACCAACCCCCUUUCCCUACCCCUCCCACUGCCCCACAUCCCCACAUUCAAGCUCAGACACGUCCGCGUCAUGCUCUACAUGAGGGACCAUGCCAGGGGCACUUGUUUUGAGCACCCUCUCUGCUCCAUGAAACAUCAGUUCAUGGACCAGGAGUACGUCUGGCCGGCGGACUUACGAAAGCCACGGACGUACGUGCAGGGCCAAUGGAAGAUCACGGGCCCAGGAUCCCCACUGGGCAUCAUAGCGGUAAGGCCCAUGCCUAGAGAGGAAGGAUGUAUGGUCCUACCAGGGGUGGAACACGGCGGCAAUGGCAAGGAUACGGAUGCCAGGAUGGCCUCCGAGGCGUAG